This is a messenger RNA of Mirounga angustirostris (Northern elephant seal), 3388 nucleotides long. RefSeq names its product PH domain containing endocytic trafficking adaptor 1 (gene PHETA1). The record is from RefSeq and is a predicted model, not a curated record. The coding region runs from base 453 to 1172 and encodes 239 amino acids. Gene Ontology annotation, cellular component: recycling endosome; early endosome; trans-Golgi network. Gene Ontology annotation, biological process: receptor recycling; retrograde transport, endosome to Golgi; endosome organization. NCBI's taxonomy places the organism in Eukaryota, Metazoa, Chordata, Mammalia, Carnivora, Phocidae. The transcript is spliced from 4 exons.
CGCCCGAGGGUCGUGCACCGUCCGGCUGCCCCCGCCUCCUUCCGUCCGAGUGGCGCUCUCCCGCGGCUGCGCCAGCCGGGCCGCCCCGGAGACAAAGCGCUGCCGCUGCCGCCGCAACCGAGCGGGUCCCGGGCCAUGGCCGGGCGGCCCCCCGGCCCCGCGCCUCCCGUCCCGCCGCCGCCGCCGCCUCCCUAGGCUGCACGGCGAGGUAUUUGAGCACCAACUGCAUGCCGGGCACUGGAAUUCAGGCAAAAACCCCCUGUCCUCCUAGAGUAGGCAAAGAUGACCCAGAUGUGGAAACAGAGGCCCAGAGAAGCUUAAAGCUUGUCCAGGGUCACACAGCCUGGACACUACAGAGCUGACGUUUGAACCCAGAGAAGAGCAAGCCGAUACCAGACUGGGCAGAGGGCAGGGAGGCAAGCAGUGGCCUGCAAGGCCCCGGCGCGGCCGCCAUGAAGCUGAACGAGCGCAGCCUGGCCUUCUACGCCACGUGCGAUGCCCCGGUGGACAACGCGGGCUUCCUGUACAAGAAGGGCGGCCGGCACGCGGCCUACCACCGCCGCUGGUUCGUGCUGCGCGGCAACAUGCUCUUCUACUUCGAGGAGCCGGCCAGCCGCGAGCCCGUGGGCGUCAUCAUCCUGGAGGGCUGCACCGUGGAGCUGGUGGAGGCCGCCGAGGAGUUCGCCUUCGCCGUGCGCUUCGCGGGCGCCCGGGCGCGCACCUACGUGCUGGCCGCCGAGAGCCAGGCCGCCAUGGAGGGCUGGGUGAAGGCGCUGUCGCGGGCCAGCUUCGACUACCUGCGGCUCGUGGUGCGCGAGCUGGAGCAGCAGCUGGCCGCCAUGCGGGCCGGGGACUGCCCGCCGCCGCCGCGCCGGCCCCGCGCGCUCCCGCCCAAGGAGAACGGCUGCGCCGUGUGGAGCGCCGAGCCGCCGCCCCCCGCCCCCGCCCCCGCCGCCGCCGCCGCCCCCGCCCCCGCCCUCGGGCCCGCGGGCGCCGCCGGCUCGCGGCCCGGCCCCGCGCCGCCGCCCCUGCCGCCCCUGCCUCCCCGGCGGCGGGCCUGGACCCCCAAUGGGCCUCCGCACGCCGGCUCCUUUGCCCGGCUGCACGAGUGGUACGGGCAGGAGGUGAGGGCGCUGAGGAGCCAGUGGCUCGGGGGCCGGGCCCAGCCCUGAAGAGCUGAGCGGGGCGGGCCAGCCCUGCGCUCGCCCCGGGGGGCGCUGGUUCUGGAGGGAGCGCAGCCCCAGGCCUCGCCCUGACAGCCCCUGCCCUGGGAGAUCGGAGGGGUGGGGUGCGGGGGCCUGGUUUCCGGGCCCCGGCUCUGAGAAGAUGCUGGGUUCCGAGGGGUGCGUUAGGACUUGUGGGACUCAGAGGGGGCCACGUGCCGCUUCUGCGGAGCAUCCAGGGCCUCGUAUCCAGAGAACUCGGGCCGCACGCCCCGCCAGAGUCACCCAGCAAAGGCCUGUUGCUGGUAACAGGCGCCCCGCUGGGGUGACUGCGACCACGGGAGGAUCUGGGGCCUGAAAAUGCCGGGUCAGCCCUGGUCCUGGCCGCUCGGACUGGACCUGAACUUGGACAGACAGAAGCCUUGGCCGUGGGGCACCACACCUGGGCUUGACCUCCUUUUGCUCCGGGGCCUGGCUCCAGGCCGCCUGCCUGGCUCCAGAAGCAGGUGCAGAAGGCGGCGCAGGCGCAGGUUUUACUGCCUGACCGGUAUGGUGAGAUUGCCUGGUCCCAAGGGCUCUUGGCUUGGAGUGGGGUUGGAGGCAGGACUUUGCCCUGGGCCUCAGCCAGGCCUUGAGAAGGUACUGCAGGCACAGUAGUGCCCUCUGGUUUGGGCCAUGUCUGUGUCUCGGUGGUGGUUCUCACACGCCCUCCCAAUAGUCCUUAACCACUUCCUUCAGUCUCCUUCUGGAGCGGGUCUUCUGCCCCAGCCUGGGCUGGGGCCUCUCAGGAGCUCGCCUGACCUUGUCUAGUCCUGAGCUGGGCAGCUGUGGCCUGAGCUGACUUUCUAGCCGGGUUCCCCAGGGAUGGGUGGCCGGGAGCGGACUCACCUCCCAGAGAGGGCCUGGGUGCUGAUCUGGUACUGCAGAGGAACAGCUGCCAAGCUGUGUUUGGCUUCUGGAACCCCCUCCCUCCGCCACAGUCCCAGCCCACCUUCACCCCCAGUAUUCUGAUGGGGAGACCAGGUCUUGCUUUGCUUCAAGACCGACUGUUUUACUGUACUCACUCACCACAGUGGCCAUUCUUCGUCCAGGGAGAAUCUUCGGGGGCUGGGACACCCCUGGCCCUCAAGCUGGGUUAUGUUUACAGUUCUCAGUGCCCCACACUGGGGACCACUGAGGACACAUAUGCCCUAACCUGUAUUUCCCCAGAGGGUUCCCCUUGGUGACAGUGGGACUUGGUCCUGAGGCCCUUUCCUGCUGUCUUUGGAGACCCUGGGGCUUGGGGAAGAAUGAGGGGUGUCUGUGUGUGUCUACAAUCACCAGCUCACUGCUGGCUCAGUUGACUGGGGCUACAGUUUUAAUUUAAUUUUUAAUACUUAGGGUGUUUUCACUGCUUUUGUUUCUUGUUAGCUGGUGGGAGGGGAUGAGGUGCCCCAGCUCUGGGCUUGGCUGAGGGUUGGCACUGCCCCCAGGGAGAGGGUCAGGAGCCUUGGCUGAAGACAAAGGCACCUCAAGAAUCUCACCUGGUUCUCUACCUUCUUCCCAGCAAGUCCUGUUCUCCUGACAGAUGCCUCUGGGGUCUUUGUACGCUUCCCACCCCCCUCCUUUCCAAGUCCUGAAUGGAAGGGGUGGGGAUGGCUGCUCUCGUCCAUAGGCUCUGGGUCUCCAGGGAUGUUAGGAUCUGCCCAGAGCCCAUGUCCUGGCCACACCCAGCUGGUGGGGUGAGGUGUCGGCCCCCAUCCUGGUGCAGGUUUACAAGCUCUAUAAAGGUACAGUGCCUACCACUGCCCCCCUUAAGGCCCCACCCCCCAAAAAAGCACAAGAUGGGGUCAGGCUGCCUCCGGAGUUGGGUGGGGACAGAGAUAUCAGGCAGCCUGGGAGGGGGAGGCAAAGGCUAAAAUAAAAAAAUUUGUCAAGUGAUGGCUGAUUGUGUCAUUUUUCCCCAUCAGAAUCCUUCAUUGCAGAGCAGACCCUACAGGAGAAGUGACUAGUGUAUGCUGAGUGCCCAUGGCUGAUGCUCUGCCAGGCACAUUCUCAACCUCUUAUGGCAGAUAACAGCUCCAUUUUAUAGACGAGGGAACUGAGACUCAGGUUAAGAAAGCUGCUAAGUUCUCAGAGCUGAAAAAUGUCAGAGCAGGGACGUAAACACCUAGAAUCUUACGGAAGAAGGGCAGAGCCUUCCAGAGGAAUACCAGGGGGGAUGGAGUUGCCAAGUUCCUUUUCAG